Molecule: messenger RNA, 1596 nt
Organism: Bipolaris victoriae FI3
Lineage: Eukaryota; Fungi; Ascomycota; Dothideomycetes; Pleosporales; Pleosporaceae
Product: glycoside hydrolase family 105 protein
Exons: 2
Coding region: 1-1596 (531 amino acids)
Biological process (GO): carbohydrate metabolic process
Source: RefSeq, a predicted model, not a curated record
AUGCAUCUCCCAGUUUUGACCUCCUUGCUCCUGGGUGGCAGUACGACUGCUGGCACCAAUUUGAGCAAGCCAUGGUCUACAUGGAUGGCUUCGUCUUUCUUGUCGAAGAGCCAGAACAUUGACAACCACUACGUCGCCGCAGUCAUCCACGAAGGCAUCCAGAAGGCUGCAACCACACAGAACGACCGCGCCCUCCUGAAAUAUGCCUCUAACGCCGUGUCUUCCAUCGUCGCAGCCGACGGUACCCUCAAGGGCUGGAACUCGACAUUCUAUACUCUGGACGACAUCCGUAUUGGAAACAACAUGCUCUACUUCUGGAACUCUGAAGGCCGCAAAGACAACAAAUACGUCAUCGCGGCCAAGGGCCUUCGUGAGCAGCUCAACCGAUGGCCUCGUACUCCCGAAGGAGGAUUCUGGCAUCGUGCUCCUGUCUACGCAAACCAGAUGUGGCUAGACGGUAUCUACAUGGCCGAUACCUUUUAUGCGACCUACACAUCCUACUUUGAGCCUCAAAACAUCACCGCGUGGAACGACAUUGAGCUGCAAUUCGACCUUAUCGAGAAGCACUGCCGCAACUCAACCACCAACCUUCUCUACCACGGCUACAGCGAAGACAAGUCAACUGUCUGGGCAGACCCCGAGACAGGUGCUUCCCCUUACGUAUGGGACCGCGCUCUGGGAUGGUACUUUGUCGCGCUUGUCGAAGUCUUGGAGGUCUGGCCCAAGACCCACGCUGGCUACUCUAAGCUCCUCAACUACUACAAGACGCUCGCCUCUGGCAUCAAGAACGUCCAAGACACCAAGGGUGGAUGGUACCUCCUCAUGGACCCGGAGCUUGCUGGAAGAGAAGGCAACUACAUCGAGUCGAGUGCAACUGCCAUGUUCACUUACUCAUACCUGAAGGGAAUCAGGCUGGGACUCUUGGGCAAGGAGUACAAGCAGCCGGCUACCAAGGCAUGGAAUCUGUUGCUGAGUGAUUUCAUCCAGUUCGAGAAGAAUGGCACAUUGAGCUUCACGGGUACCGUGACAGUUGGAAGCUUGAAGGGCGAUGCCUCGUAUGAAUACUACACUGGUGUCGAGAAGCUGGUCAAUGAUGGCAAGGCUACAAAAAAAAUGUCCCUCGCACCCUCUGCCACAUCCAACGCCCCGAGCGCCAGCUCCAGCGCAGCAGCCUGCAGACAAGCAGACUUCACCCAGUUCCCAACGGGCGACGCCGCCUGCGCCGUCGGCAGCAUCAGCGGCGUACCCUCCAACACCACCGACGUCCUCUCCAAAUGCUGCAAAUCCGCACCCGUCGAGGAAUUCAACGGCGCCUGCGGAUACUACUGUCUGAGCGUCGAGCAGACGAUUCGCGAGCUGCAGACGUGCUUCAUGGAGAAUGGAGCUAGGCCAGGCGAUAUCAUGUGCAAUUCGAAUAAUAGUGCUACUGCGACGGGGACGCCAAGUAAGACUGCUGGUGCCAGUCGCACAUCUGGGAGUGGGGCGAGUGCGACGGGGGAUUCGAAGGGGGCGGCGCCGGCGGUUGCAGUCAGUAAGGUUGGGCUGGGAAUGCUGGGCAUGGUGAUUGUUUCGGCGAUCAGUGGUGCGCUUUUGUGA